GAAGGAUGUAGGCUGACCAGUUCAAUUUGAAUUUCAGAUAAGCAGUAAAUAAUUCUUAAGUGUAUCCCAAAUACUGUAUGGGACAUAUAUACAUUAAAAUUACUUAUCUGCAAUUCUAAGUGAACUGAACUUUAUGUAUUUUGUUCGGCAGUCAGGGUUGAGCAUCCUUCUGCCCUGGGCUCUGGGAUCUAGUAGUAGAGCUGGACUCCUCUAGACCUUUGUCAGAGAAGUAGGUAUAGAGUUCACCCAGGCUGUAAAAAUCAGAUGUUCUAGGUACGAGAAUCCUUUUAGUUCUGAACUUAAUGGGUGAGCUCCAUGGAUCCCCCUGGCGAAAGCUGGGCACGUUUUCAGUCUUCAUGGCAGUGCCCUCUGUGUUCCCAGUCACAACAGGAGUCAGGCUGGGCUAUUAUUUUAUAGGAAAUCUGAGAACCAGGCCAGCUAAAUGGCCAGGUUUUGGAAGUUGUGGUGUUAUAUGAGUGAGGGAUAAAGUAGUGUUCGGGGUUCUCUUGUUACAGCGGACAGCAUCAGAAAGCCUGAGAGUGUCAAAGGUCAGAGCUUUAGUCUAUUUUUCUUUUUGGUAGUAAUUGGGAUUGAACUCUGGGACCUUUGCAUUGAGCCACAUUCCUAGACCUUUUUUAUGUUUUAUUUUGAGCCCAUCUCGCUGAGCUCAGGCUAGGCUCAAACUGGUGAUCCUCCUGCCUAAGCCUCCCAGAGUGCUGGGAUUACAGGCAUCCACCAAACCUGGCUUUUUUUGUGAACACUGCAGAGUCAAACCCAGGGUUUAAGCAUGCUAAGCAGUCAUGGGUACAAGGUGAUGCUGAGAGCAGAGGGGCAUGGCUGCAGCCCUGCAGGUUCUGCCCUGUCUGGUCCGAGCCCCUUCACGUCUCCUCUUCUGGGGCCCCCCAGUGGCCCGGCUGGUCAGCGGCAUGGCCUUGUCAGAGCAGGCGCGACAGCUGUUUGAGAGUGCUGUGGGUGCUGUGCAGCCGGGGCCCAUGCUGCAAAGGGCACUGUCCUUGGAUCCAGAUGGCAGACAGCUGAAGGUGCGGGACCGGAGCUUCCAGCUGCAGCAAAACCUGUACCUCGUUGGCUUUGGCAAGGCUGUACUCGGCAUGGCAGCUGCAGUGGAGGAGCUACUGGGCCAGCAUCUUGUGCAGGGUGUGAUCAGUGUUCCCAAAGGGAUCCGUGCUGCCAUGGAACAUGCUGGCAAGCAGGAGAUAUUGCUGAAGCCACACAGCCGUAUCCAGGUAUUUGAGGGUGCGGAGGACAACUUACCAGAUCGUGAUGCACUUCGGGCUGCACUGGCCAUCCGGGAUCUGGCAGAGAGACUCACAGCUGAUGACCUACUGCUUGUGCUUAUCUCAGGUGGGGGCUCGGCCCUGCUGCCUGCCCCCAUCCCACCUGUCACCUUGGAGGAGAAACAGAUGCUCACCAAGCUGCUGGCGGCCCGUGGAGCCACCAUCCAGGAGCUGAACACCAUCCGAAAGGCCCUGUCCCAGCUCAAGGGUGGAGGGCUGGCUCAGGCUGCCUACCCUGCCCAGGUGGUGAGCCUGAUCCUGUCAGAUGUGGUGGGAGACCCUGUGGAGGUGAUUGCCAGCGGCCCCACUGUGGCUAGCACUCACAACGUGCAAGAUUGUCUGUACAUCCUCAAUCGCUAUGGACUUCGCGGUGCCCUGCCACGUUCUGUGAAGACCGUGCUUGCUCAGGCCGACUCUGACCCCCAUGGGCCACACACCUGUGGUCAUGUCCUCAAUGUGAUCAUUGGCUCUAAUGUGUUGGCACUGGCUGAGGCUCAGAGGCAGGCCCAGCUGCUGGGCUACCGGGCUGUGGUGCUGAGUGCAGCCAUACAGGGUGAUGUGAAAAGUGUGGCUCAGUUCUAUGGGCUGCUAGCCCAUGUGGCUGGAGCGCAUCUCAUCCCAUCCACAGCUAUGGCCUCAGUGGACGAGACUGUAAAACUCCGUGAGCUUGCAGCUAAGCUCCAGCUCUCAGACCUGCAGCUGGAGGAGGUGCUGGAGGUUGUAGUGGAGGCUAAGGGCCCUGUCUGCCUGCUGGCUGGUGGGGAGCCCACAGUACAGCUGCAGGGCUCCGGCAAGGGUGGCCGGAACCAGGAACUGGCCCUGCGUGUUGGAGCAGAGCUUGCAAGAUGGUCUCUGGGGCCUGUUGAUGUACUGUUUUUGAGUGGUGGCACUGAUGGGCAGGAUGGGCCCACUGAGGCUGCUGGGGCCUGGGUCAUGCCUGAGCUUAAGAGCCAGGCAGCUGCUGAGGGGCUGGAUGUGACCACUUUCCUAGCCCACAAUGACACACAUACCUUCUUCUGCCGCCUUCAGGGUGGAAAACACCUGUUAUACACAGGGCUGACAGGUACCAACGUCAUGGAUGCCCACCUUCUGUUGCUGCGGCCUCAGUGAUGGCAUAGGUUCAGAAAAGAGCAGAGUCUACAAGAGCAGAGUCUUAGGGAAGACCAGAAUGGGUCUCUAGGGCCUUGUUGUGCUUUAGGGCUCCUCCCCUCCUCAGCCCUAGCUGCUUGGUUGGCUCUCCCACCUCUCUGAGGUUUGUAGAUGGGAGCUCCCCUCCACCCCUGCUUUCUGUCAUGGCAGCAGGCAGUCCUGAAGACUGGCCUUUUGGCCAGUUAACUGUCCUAGUUCUCCCCUGGUCAGUCUCGGAGCAUCUCUUAAGCCUGUUUCUUCUGUGGAGUGAAGCUAGAAAGACUGGAAAUAAAAAGGACCACACUGUGUGUUUUAUGUUUA
This is a messenger RNA of Heterocephalus glaber (naked mole-rat), 2744 nucleotides long. The record is from RefSeq and is a predicted model, not a curated record. Lineage: Eukaryota; Metazoa; Chordata; Mammalia; Rodentia; Bathyergidae.